AGCGCAUUGUACUCUGGGAAUUUUUAGUUCGAACUAUUAUGUUCCGUUCAUGUUGAUUAUAGAGACUUUUUAUUAGAAAAAUAACAAAGAUAAAAAUAUUUUCGUACUAAAGGUCACUGAAUGACUGCAGCAGUCAUUUUAAACCGGUUUGUUGACUGAGACUCGACUGGGUUAUUUUGGUAUUCUUGUCAGGUCUGUUUAUUUCAGCUCAUCACUCCAGCAUGACUUCAGCUUCCACGAAGGUGGGCGAGAUCUUCUCGGCUGCAGGCGCUGCUUUCUCUAAACUGGGUGAACUGACCAUGCAGCUGCAUCCGGUGGCGGACUCCUCUCCUGCGGGAGCCAAAUGGACCGACACGGAGAUCGAGAUGCUGCGUUCUGCAGUCCGCCGCUUCGGUGAAGAUCUGAACAGCAUCAGCUCAGUCAUAAAGGAGCGGACAGUCGCCCAGAUUAAGACUACCGUGAAAAGGAAGCUGUAUGAGGACAGCAGGGUUCCUCUCACUGCAGAGUCACCUAAAAAAACGAUGAAGAAAACCACAGUGAUGCUACCGCCCCCUCCUGCAUCAGUCGCCCCCACCGUUAUCUCUGUGCCCACAUCACAGGUUGUCGUGACAACUGGAUUGCAGAGUUCUUCCUCUUUACAACCAGCAAUAAAGAACCCUAAACCAGCAGAUGUGACUCUGAGUGCUCUGAAUGACUCUGAUGUGAACAGUGAUUUGGUGGAUAUUGAAGGGCUUGGAGAGGGUUCCACUAAAAAACCGAACUUUGACCAAGAGAGCUUGAAUCUGGACUCCAGUCUUAUAAUGAACUCCAGUGAUCUGCCUCUGCUGUCCCGCUAAUCUUCACUUGUCAGUCAAAGUGAUAUUCAGGUGCGGGGGGAUCAAGGGCAGCACGUGGAAAGAUUCUGCAGUUUGAUCAUUACUGUACCCCCUUUUCCACUGUGGGUUCACACAGCACCAGAUAAAACCAACCAUUUUCUACCCAUGUCAGUGAAGAUGAAGUACUCCAUGAAAAAUAACUGCAUCAUUAGCUCUUAAAAUGUAGCAAAAAUCAAUAAUGGAAUAAUGUUUGUAGUGGUUCACGAUCUGAUUUGCCCACAGCUGAAAAGGGGUUUACAGGACAGUGGUGCAGGACUCAAACUACCUUUUUUUUGUUUUUUAAUUAUUAGGCCCUUUUGGCUGAAGUAAAGCUUUGUGUAGUGAGAUGCUGCUUGUAAUGAAAAUGUGGCAGCACAAUAUCAAAAACAGUUUGAGAAAACCAUUUUACCAUUUUCUUUCACUGCCACUGUAUGUUAGGUGCAGCUUCUAUUGUAUGUACAUAUAUAUUAUUUUUUACCAUUACACAAUACUUAAACAGGUCAUUUCAACAGCUAACAUGACACAUGCCUGCUUGAAUUUUAUAUGAACAAAAUGUCUCGUCAUACAGUUUCUUGGCUCAGCAUAAAAAGACAGCAUACAGAUCAAUAAAAUGAGUUUUUAAUUAUGA
Molecule: messenger RNA, 1482 nt
Organism: Cyprinus carpio (common carp)
Lineage: Eukaryota; Metazoa; Chordata; Actinopteri; Cypriniformes; Cyprinidae
Gene: bacc1
Product: BPTF associated chromatin complex component 1
Cellular component (GO): MLL1 complex; NURF complex
Source: RefSeq, a predicted model, not a curated record